AUGGACAUAUCAAAAAUAGGAAGCUCUGCAAUUGAUAAGUCAUUUGGCCGAGGAGGGCAGUCUAAGGAUGCUGUAGUAAUAGUAUCAAAUUUGGAAAUUCAUAAACCUGUCGUCACUUUUUGUGAUAUGAAUCAAGCCUAGAAAGAAUUUGCAUUUGAAACUGCUGAACAUGCUUUUAAAUUGUCUGCUAAAAGAGAAAAGAGAUAUUUUAAAGACAUAGCGGAAUACAUAAAAAAUGAAUUCGAUAAUAAAUUUUAAGGGACAUGGCAUGUAAUAGUUGGAUUACACUUUGGGUCAUUUGUUUCUUAUGAGAGUUAAUGUAUGAUACAUUUUUACAUAAACUAAUUGGGAUUCAUGAUUUAUAAGUUUGGCUGA
This is a messenger RNA of Paramecium tetraurelia, 375 nucleotides long. RefSeq lists its product as uncharacterized. The record is from RefSeq and is a predicted model, not a curated record. Gene Ontology annotation, molecular function: dynein light intermediate chain binding; dynein intermediate chain binding. Gene Ontology annotation, cellular component: dynein complex. Gene Ontology annotation, biological process: microtubule-based process. The transcript is spliced from 2 exons. Lineage: Eukaryota; Ciliophora; Oligohymenophorea; Peniculida; Parameciidae.